GCCUGAAUCACACUCCUCUUGAAUCAAUUAGGGCUACUAUCGUCAAUUCAUAUAACCUUAUACUUUGUGUUAUUUAUGGAUCCUGCCAUUUGCCCCUUCCCCUUAAAAUCCUCGACGCUGGUAGUGGUCGGUUUCAUCUCCCAGCGACAACCCCAAAAUUUCAGAUUCCUCUUUAAAUCCAAAAGUAUUAAAUCAAAAACCCUAAAUCUCCUCGAAUACGAUCCCGAAAUCCUCCGUUUUAGUUUCCCCCUCAAAAUUUUCGCUUUCCUCACUCAAAAUCAAAUCUGUCAUGGCUCUUAUCUGAUCGUAAUCGAAUUUUAGUGGAUCUUGAGAGUGAAGUGAGUGAGGCAUGAAGCGGGAGUUGGAUUUCGGAUUGGAGGGUUCACUCGAUCCAACUCAGGAGUCAGGGGCUCUGUCUCAAAAUCAGGCGAGUUAUAGUACUAGUUGUAAAAGAGUUAAAGGUACUCAAGUGAAUGGUUACAUUGUUUACACUCGAGUCAAAAAGUCAAGAAUUAAUUGCCGUGAUGAAUUUUCGGAGAAUUUAGAAAACAAAAAGCUCGAUGACUUUAAUAAGCCAAUAAUUGGUGUUAAAGAGUCUUUAAUUGGUGAGAAUAAAAAGAACGAAGCUUUGAUUGAAGCAAGUGAUGUGAACAAUGUAAUUGAAGGUGUAAUUGGAUGUAGGCAAGGGAAUAAAAAUGUAGCGGCAGAAAAUUUGGUAGUAGAAAAUGUGGUUGAUAAGAACUUAGUUGAUCGAGAUAUUGGUGAAGGGGGUACACUUGUAGAGGCUUCAAUUCAAGAGAGCCGUAUUAUUGGAGAAAAUGCCAUUGUAGGGAACCUGGUAGUUGAGGAAAUUGGAAUAGAUGAUAGUCCUGUUGUUCAAGCUAGGCUUGGUCAAGUGUCUAGUUAUAAUUUGGCAAUGGUAAUGUCUAAAGAGGGGUCGAUGAAUGAGCUGGAGUCGUGUUUGGUUAAGAAGGGAGGUUUUGAAGGAUCUCCAAUGCAGAAUGUUGAUGGUAGUGACAGAGAGAAUGAUUUACCCUUGAAGGCCCUGAGGCGGCCUAAACGAUCAUUAUUGAGACCAAAGGUUGAAGCAGCGGACAGUUUGGAGUGCGAAAAACAGACUGCUGAAAAUGUUUUAGUUUCAAAUUUUGGUGUAGAGGAAGCAGCUGAAGGAAGUGGAUUGAUGACUCCAAGGAAGAAUUUGGAGUUGAAAAUGUCAAAAAAGAUUGCCCUUAAUAAGUGCCCAAUGACAGUUAAAGAGCUCUUUGACACUGGUUUACUCGACGGGGUUCCAGUAGUUUACAUGGGUACAAUAAGUAGUAAGACAUCUGGUCUUCGGGGCAUCAUUACAGAUGGAGGAAUUUUGUGUUCGUGUUCCUUGUGCAAGGGGCGCAGAGUUGUUCCACCUUCCCAAUUUGAGAUACAUGCUUGUAAACAAUACAAACGUGCAGCACAGUAUAUCUGUUUUGAAAAUGGGAAGAGCCUUCUUGAGGUGUUGAGAGCAUGCAGGAGAAGACCUCUGCAUACGUUGGAAGCAACAAUUCAAAAUAUCCUUAGUGCUUUACCAGAGCAAAAAUGUUUCACUUGUAGAAGAUGCAAAGGUUCAUUUCCUGUAAUACAUGUUGGCCAAAUAGGGCCACUUUGCAAUUCAUGUGUGGAGUCCAAGAAAUCUCAGUGCAGCACAGUGAGUGCACCCAGUGCGGGAGCUAGAUUGCGAGAACCAGUAUUGAUUUCACAUUUUUCUGGAACUGCUUCAAUGGGUAUCUUUCCACAAUCCCCUAGUGAAUGGAAGAUAACGAGAAAAUCACAAGAACCUGUUUUGAUGUCACAGUCCUUUGGAAGUGCAUCAUUGAGUAUGUCUCCACAAAAUAAAAGUCAAAGGAAGAAAGCAAGCAAGUCAUUAGAUCUCUAUUUGACGUCAAAUUCACCACAAUAUGCUUCAUUAUCUAGUUCUUUACAAUAUAGGAGUCCAUGGAAGACAACAAGAAAGUUAACGAAACCAGGGUUAUUCACAAAGUCUUUGAAGAGUUCUUCAGUGGAUAUUCCCUCACAAGAUAAGGGCCAAUGGAGAAUAAAAAAGAAGCCAGUGAAACCGGUUUUGAUGUCAAAGACCUUGAAAGGUGUCUCAUCACCAAUGAAUUCGGCCAUUGGAAGUCAAUGGAAGAUGACAACGAAAGAUCAGCGUUUGCAUAAGCUGGUAUUUGAGGAAGAUGGAUUGCCUGAUGGAACUGAAGUCGCAUACUAUGCUCGUGGACAGAGAUUGCUUGAGGGUUACAAAAAGGGCUUUGGGAUAAUUUGUCGUUGUUGCAAUUGUGAGGUUAGCCCCUCACAGUUUGAAGCUCAUGCUGGUUGGGCGUCUCGUAGAAAACCCUAUGCAUACAUUUUCACAUCGAAUGGGGUGUCUCUGCAUGAACUGGCAAUAUCUCUCUCAAAAGGUCGUCGUUAUUCUGCCAAGGAUAAUGAUGAUGCAUGCAUCAUUUGUGCCGAUGGCGGAGAUCUUUUGCUUUGUGAUGGAUGCCCAAGGGCCUUCCAUAAAGAAUGCGCAUCUCUACCAAUGAUUCCCCAUGGUCCCUGGUACUGCAAAUAUUGCCAGAACAUGUUUAUGAGAGAAAAGUUUGGGGAGCAUAAUGUUAAUGCUGUUGCUGCUGGAAGGAUUUUAGGAGUUGAUGCUAUAGAACAAAUAAGCAGCAGAUGUAUACGUAUUGUGAAAAACAUUGAGGCAGAACUUAGUGGAUGUGCAUUAUGCAGGGCAUGUGAUUUUAGCAAAUCAGGUUUUGGUCCUCGGACAAUUAUACUGUGUGAUCAGUGCGAGAAAGAAUAUCAUAUUGGCUGUUUGAGGACUCAUAAAAUGGCUGAUCUAAGGGAAAUACCAAGAGGGAAGUGGUUUUGCUGCUCAGAUUGCAGUAGAAUCCAUUCUACGCUGCAGAAGUUGCUCAUUCAUGGAGCAGAAAAGCUUCCGGACUCCCUUUUGGAUGUUAUAAAGAAGAAGUAUGUGGAAAAGGGUUUAGAUGGUGAUAUCAAUAUUGACGUGAGGUGGAGGCUUCUUAGUGGCAAAUUUGCUUCUCCUGAAACUAGAUUAUUGCUUUCCCAAGCUGUUGGCAUUUUCCAUGAAUGUUUCAACCCUAUAGUUGAUGCAACAACUGGACGGGACCUUAUCCCAUGCAUGGUUUAUGGAAGGAAUUUAAAGGGCCAAGAAUAUGGGGGAAUGUACUGUGCAGUAUUGACAGUCAACUCAUUCGUUGUAUCAGCUGGAAUAAUUCGAGUUUUUGGGCAAGAAAUUGCAGAACUCCCUUUAGUUGCUACAAGCAUUACUAACCAUGGGAAGGGCUACUUCCAGUUGUUGUUCUCUUGUAUUGAGAAGCUGUUAACAAUCUUGAAUGUCAAAAACCUUGUCCUUCCAGCUGCUGAAGAAGCAGAAUCAAUCUGGAUAGAUAAAUUUGGUUUCAAGAAGUUAAGUCCAGACCAGCUUAGUGAGUAUAAAAAAUCCUGCAGCCAGAUGGUGAUUUUCAAAGGAACUUCGAUGCUACAGAAAGAAGUUCCUCCCUGUCAGGUUGUUAAUAGCACAGAACCUACAGAGUUAUAUAAUUCAGUGGACUAAGGGUGAGCUAUUUUUCUAACGGUAAGAAGGAAAAAGUGCAUUUCUGUGUAUUUUUUUUCUUUUUUAUUUAUUUAAUUUGUGCAUGAACAUAGAUAUUGAGGUACAUAAAUGUGUUAUUCACUGUUACUUUAAGGUCAAGAUAAAGUAGUGAGCUCAGUUGUGAACUGGAAGGAGCUCCAAUGUGAAGUGCUGUUAAAAUUUUCUGACCCUACUAUAAGCGAAACAGCCAGGCACAGGACUUGAAUUUGGCAGAAUAGUGAAUAGGUAUUUCAAAUUACUAGGGUUUAUAUUUGAUUUCUUGGUUUUAUCUCUAAGUUGUUUAGGAAUACAGUGGGAUUUCUGUUCGAAUUUUGUUUAUUACCAACUAAUACACAAAAUCAGAUCCCUUUUCUUCUAAGGAAAUGGGAAGAAAACUGGACAGAUGUCUAUAGGUGUUGAAAGCUAGUUUUUCUACAAGUUUUCUUUUAUUUUUUUUCGGUUUCACCACAUUGUUGAAUAAACGUCUGAAAGAGGAUAUAAACCAGAAAGAGAGUUAUUGGCUUG
Durio zibethinus is the source of this 4138-nucleotide messenger RNA. RefSeq lists its product as uncharacterized. Gene Ontology annotation, molecular function: histone binding; chromatin binding; RNA polymerase II transcription regulatory region sequence-specific DNA binding. Lineage: Eukaryota; Viridiplantae; Streptophyta; Magnoliopsida; Malvales; Malvaceae. The record is from RefSeq and is a predicted model, not a curated record. Gene Ontology annotation, cellular component: nucleus. Gene Ontology annotation, biological process: positive regulation of transcription by RNA polymerase II.